Molecule: messenger RNA, 1270 nt
Organism: Paramacrobiotus metropolitanus
Lineage: Eukaryota; Metazoa; Tardigrada; Eutardigrada; Parachela; Macrobiotidae
Product: hydroxyacylglutathione hydrolase, mitochondrial-like
Exons: 8
Coding region: 110-979 (289 amino acids)
Molecular function (GO): hydroxyacylglutathione hydrolase activity
Source: RefSeq, a predicted model, not a curated record
CACCACUACCACUACAAUCAGCGUCCUCAGUUUAAUACACAGUCUGGAUUUCCCCCAAACUUUAUCCCGCAGCGUUUGUUGUGGAUUUUGAUUCGUUUAGUCACUGAGCAUGCUAUCCAGCGCAUUAUCCAAGAUACCUGAUUAUUACAACGGCGCAGUAUUCCUAACUAAAGUAUUCUUCCGUUAUAAAGUCUUCAGAAUGGCCAGCACGCAUUCCAAGCCAACCGUAGAGAAACACGGCGACUCCUUCACCGUCACAAUUCUCCCGGCCCUGGAGGAUAAUUUCAUGUAUCUGAUCACCGAUACCGCGACCAAGGAAGCAGCCGUGGUGGAUCCCGCUGACGCCGACGGUGUGCGUCAAGCCGUGGAGCAGAAUAAAGUGCAGCUUCGUACUGUCCUCACCACCCAUCAUCACUGGGACCAUGCAGGUGGGAAUAAGAAGAUGGCGGAGCUGUUUCCUGACAUCAAGAUCGUGUCGGGGGAUAAACGCGCGGAAGCGACCAACCAUUUGGUGGAGGACGGCUCGGCUCUGCACAUAGGGAACACCACGGUCAAAUGUCUUUUCACUCCAUGUCACACUUCCGGACAUAUUUGCUACUAUGUGACUCCAUCGGGCAGCGGGGAACCGGCCGUUUUCACCGGCGACACACUUUUCCUGGCUGGUUGUGGAAAAUUUUUUGAAGGCACCGGCGACGAAAUGUACGACAAUUUAGUGCACAAACUGGGCCGUCUACCGGCGGAAACGAAAGUCUACUGCGGUCAUGAGUACAGCAUCCAGAACCUGAAGUUCGCCGCUUCCGUUGAUUCAAAUAACACCCAUGUCCAGGACAAGUUGGCUUACGCACAGGAACGCCGCAAUGAGGGCUUGCCGGUGCCGCCGUCGACCAUUGCCGAGGAGAAGCAGUACAAUCCUUUUAUGCGCGUCAACGACGCCAAGGCCAUGGCUGUUAUGCGCGAACGCAAGAACAAUUUCAAGUAAAAUUUCUGUAACUGACGUUUGCCAUAACACGUUCCUUUUUAUCAUUUCUUUCGAUUGGGGGUUGGUGGGUAGAUUUCAUUUGGCAUGUUUUUCGUUGUUUAAUUUAAUUGAUUUUUUGGUCAGUUGAUGGUAACCGGCUGGUUUCUCCUUUGCUUGAUUUUUAUUAAUUUAUGCAAUUUGGCAGCAUAGUAGUAUGAGAGAUUUUUGUUCUCACCAUUGUUAGUUUAACUCCGCAGUUGUAGUUCUGCUUUUGUAGUACAGGGAUUCUGUUAUAAAUGUUUGGCGCUGCUG